Molecule: messenger RNA, 2117 nt
Organism: Mauremys mutica (yellowpond turtle)
Lineage: Eukaryota; Metazoa; Chordata; Testudines; Geoemydidae
Gene: MANBAL
Product: mannosidase beta like
Exons: 4
Coding region: 20-349 (109 amino acids)
Cellular component (GO): membrane
Source: RefSeq, a predicted model, not a curated record
GGCGAGAUACAAACUCAGGAUGCUCAGAAAGGUUUUUGUGCGGCUGGGGGUGCAGAGGAGAGCCCUGCAUCUGGCAGGAGAACAGACAAAACCAGACUUCUUGAGAGUGUUCGUGAAGGAAGAAGAAGCUUCUGCCAUGGCUGCCGAGCUGGAUUUCUCUCCCCCUGAAGUCCCAGAGCCCACAUUCCUGGAGAAUGUGCUGCGCUAUGGACUCUUUUUUGGAGCCAUUUUCCAGCUGAUCUGUGUAUUGGCCAUAAUCCUCCCAAUUUCAAAGUCCCAUAAGACAAAAUGUUAUCUAUCAUCUCCCUUGAAGGAAGAGAUUGGGAUGUCUCUAAGCUAUCCUUCUUAGUCCAGGACUCUGACAAUUUUGAGUUUAAAAGUUCAGAGGUGGUGAAGAAGCCGAAGGUGGCUGCUCCACAGCUGAACAAGAAACCCAAGAAGGAAACCAAGAAGAAGAGAUAAAAGGUCUUGUAAAGGAGCCUUAAAGACAAGGGAACUGCACACAGCCAGAUGGUUAAUUUAACUGUCCUAGCCAGCAUGGAUCAUCUCACCUCCGGUGGGGUGGGAAAGCUUACACUUGCAUGUCCUCCAUGCUGGCUGGGAUGUGAAGUGAAGCAUGGAAUGGGGGGCAUGUGUUGUGCCACUGAGGAUACCGUUUUCUAAGUCAUUCUUUUAAAGACAGACGGCUCAAAUGGAUCAAGGACAUCACGCUACCCAGCUUUGUAUUCCCUUGUAUUGUUCUUACAUCUAAAAUACAUCAGUGCAUUUUAUAGCUUAGUAGUAAUGGCUCUGUUACAUUUUUUAAAAACAUAUUCUCCAUAGGUAAUAACUACCCCGAGUCCAGACUCGCCCACCUCAGGGCUUUCACUUGCCCCUGUCGCUACCACUCUGUGACUGCUUUCUUCAGCCACUCUAGUCAUGUAAACACUUUUCCUCUCUGCUUCCAGCCUGAAAGAAAUAUGGAAACCUCAAAACUUUUUGUGGUCAGAGGGGCUGAAAAAAUGCAAGGACUAGGUGAUUACCGGGCUUUCAGAAAUACAGAGAUGUUCCAUUAUCGGAAGCGGCAGCAGAGAAGUUAGGAGUAUUGCAAACUGUCUGCCUGCAACAAACAGAACUCUAUGUACCACAUUCUGCUGCUAACAAAGCAUGGAAAUCAUUCUAUCAGUCCUCCCAUCUAAGGUGCUCUUAGGCAAAUUUUGGGUGUGCAUGCAGCUUUGCCUAGCAUAGUAUCCUGUGUCUCCUUUCACUGAACUCCUUCUGAAGUCAACUGUUAUCCUGCCCUGGGAGACAAUGCAAAAUCCACGGGACAAUAAGCUCACUGUGAAGCACAGCAGAGAUGAUGGUGUCUGUUGCUGUAUAGCCAGGCACCUUCAGGCUCUCACUUUGAGGCCAGAGACCUAAUGUUAGAUUUAAAUAUGGCUAGAAAGGAUUUGGAAACAUACAUGGUGAUACAGCGGCAGAGCCUCAGUAAGGCAGCACAACCCCCUGCUGAUAGCUCACAUGCCAGCUUGUUUGAUCACGAGUGGGUCAUUAGUAUGAGAACCGCUGCUUAAAUGCACUCAGAAUUCAGAGCAGCACUAGGAUCUGCUUUGAAGAAAAGUGUUGUAUUGAUUAAUGCUCCAGUCCCGCCGUCAGAUCCACAUGGAGAGAUCCCUGCCACUCUGCUGCAUCUCUCUGACGUUAAUGGACACAGGAUGGAUCCAGUUGCAGGACUGAUGCCUGUCAGUGGAUAUCAGAUAUUACACUGCAUUUGUUCUACAACAUAAGCAAAACAAUAUGUUUGCACUUCUAUAUAUUACCACUGCUGAGGUGAGAGACUGAACCGCCUGUUCCUUUUUGUGUUUCUGAGGGUUUUUGGACUCAGAGGGGUCUGACUCAAGCUUCUGAUCGCUUCUCAGCUGUGCUGUAGGUACUGUCCCAGAUGCUCUGCCUCCCUGCUUACACAGAAUGUCACUGGCAUUGGUUGCUGGAAGCACAGUAGUGGUGGUUAAAACCUGACUUGGAGAAGCCCUCUGUGAAUUCACUCUUUAUUUGUUCUAAAGACAAUUUUCAACAGAGUACCAAAUGAAAUACUAAUAGACAAAAGAAGACCCCACCCACCCUCUCCCCCAACUCCA